AGGAAGAUUUUCAAUGUGCGACAAUAGAAUUUAAAUUGUUACUAUUGGUUCCUCAUUAAAAUAUAUUGUAAAACAUUAAAGUUAGACUUUAAGUUCUAUCUAGUAUGCUAAAGAAGAGUCUAACAAAAUAAUUUCUCCACAUAGAUUACUCUCUCUCUAAAGGUAUCCAAUUUCGGUGAUAGUUAUAAACUCACUCUUUUGACAAAUGUUUAUAAAGCCAUCGUAGCCAUAUUGAUUUUUUGAUAUGAAACGAGGGAAGGUAUGGUUGGUAUAUUCUGAAAUGUAUUUAAAUGUUUUUAUAAGAAAUUGUUUAUCAAGUGUGUGAUGCAAUUAAUGAAAUGUUAGCGCUCAUUGAAAACGUGUAUUUUAUUAAAAUAAAAAUAUCAGGGCAAGCUACCAGCCGCAUUCGCGCAAUGUGUGAGCUGAUGCGGUUAGGUUAUGUUGUAUUAAAUGUUUCUGCUUAAAUGACCAUAUCUACGAACUUGUCAUGAUAAAAUAUAUCGUAGGUAUCAGCAAAUAACUCGAAUGAUUAACGAAAUGGAGUCUUCUAUCGUCAGUGACAUGACCUAAGUUAUGACUUAGAAAUACAGAAUUCUGUAUUUAUUGGAUAUUAUAAGAUACACUUAUUUAACUGUAUUUCUUAUAUCAUAUUGCCAUCCCCUUAUGUAUUAUACAAUGAGCAGCUGGACAGAAAGAAUGCAUCGUCGAGCAGCUACACUGGGUAAUGUGGUUACAAGUUGUGGACAUACAUCUGUACCACCGUAUCCAAGACGUUUAGAAAAAGUUAAGUUCGGAGUACCCUUGGAUGAAGUUUGUAAACAUGAUAUACCCGGCCCAUUAUUGGUACUGAUAUUGAAAUUAAAUAAAGAAGCACCAUUAAGGAAGGAUAUUUUUAGAGCGCCAGGCCAUCAGGGUAAUAUGAAAAAGCUCAUACAUUUUCUACAGACUGGACGUUUAGUCAAUAUGGACAACUUUAGUGUUUACACGAUAGCCAGUGUUUUAAAGAAAUUUUUGCGCAAAAUACCUGGCGGUGUUUUUGGAAAGGAAGGGGAACAACAAUUAUUCACUGUUAUUCAAUUGGACAGCAUGGAACAACAAAGAGAUCAAAUUCAUAGAUUAAUUACUUCUUUACCAGAGUAUACGCAACGUUUGUUAGUAUUAUUAUUUGGAACAUUUAGAGUUGUAGCAGUAAAUAGUGAAAGAGCUUGCACAGGAAUGUCUAGUGAAGCAUUGGGUGUGUCUGUAGCCCCUUCAUUCUUCCAGAGCUGUGUCAGCGAUGGAAAAACUGCUAAAAUGGAAGACGUUCUCAGAUUUAAGGCGGAGGUCUCAGUUGCCACAUGCGUUAUGAAAUUUAUGAUAGAUAAUUUUGGAGUAUCUAAUUUAUUCGGAAGAGAAAACUAUGAAUUUUAUGCGCGCAUUACUGGAAGAAUAUUAAAAGUAGAAGAGGAUUGGAUUUUCAGUUUUCGAUAUCCUCCGGAUACUCUAGUAUCUAUGCACACUGGGCUCUUACAGUUGGAUAUAUUUCAGGACAACUCUCUCUUGAAGCUGAAAAGACUUGGCUGCAAUAUGAAUGUGAAAGCUAUGUCACAUCAGGAGGAAUCGCAGUCAACACCAGCCUUAAUUCAUGUACCACAAACUCUCGAUCUUACAUCUUCAUUAGGCAUAAUUCCUGAAAAUACAUUAUUAGAAAGUUAUACACGUUUGUCAGUUAGCUUGGAAGAAAAUGGUUUAUUUCAGGCAUCCAGUCGAUCUUCAAGUAAUGGUAGUCAUCAUUCUCGACACGCAGGAAUGACACUAGAUGAACUUCGAGCAAUCAAUCGUUAUGCAGAAAGUACUAAAAGCCUUAGUUAUUUACCACAGGUACAUGAGAGACAAACAGCACGUAUGCGUACAAGAUCAGAAUGGUUUUUAACACCUGUAGGAGAAAUAUUAGCUGCUACUGAUAGUGAUCCUACGGCAAUGCAUGUGCUUCGUGGUUCAAAUCGAUCAUCAUCUGGAAACAUUGCAGGAGGUUUAAGUGCUAGUGCUGAAUCAGUUAAACGUCCAAGUUUACGAAGAACAUCAUCAAGAGAUAAAACACGUAUACAUCGUAGUUCAACUCGUAGAAAUAAGGAAAAUGGGGCUAAGGGACGUUCCAUUGAUGCAUGUAAGUCACGAUCUAUGGAAACUAUUAAAACUAAAACUGUCAGAGUCGCAAUAGAUCAACCAGUGGAAAAAAUGUUGAAAAGUAGCCGAGAUGUAAUAAAAGAAUUCGGAAAUGAGGAACGUAUAGAAGUAAAUACUAGCGAUGUUCCCAUUGGACCACAAGAUUGCACUGAAAUGGAUGUACAAAGUUUUCACGUUACGUUAACGUACAAGCCAAGAAUAUAGAUAUUUGGAAAACUUAUAAAGCACU
Messenger RNA from Polistes dominula (European paper wasp), 2395 nucleotides. Its product is annotated as Rho GTPase activating protein at 71E. Gene Ontology annotation, biological process: signal transduction. The record is from RefSeq and is a predicted model, not a curated record. Gene Ontology annotation, molecular function: GTPase activator activity. Lineage: Eukaryota; Metazoa; Arthropoda; Insecta; Hymenoptera; Vespidae.